Messenger RNA from Loxodonta africana (African savanna elephant), 1459 nucleotides. It is a transcript of the gene CUEDC2, whose product is annotated as CUE domain containing 2. The coding region runs from base 430 to 1272 and encodes 280 amino acids. Lineage: Eukaryota; Metazoa; Chordata; Mammalia; Proboscidea; Elephantidae. The record is from RefSeq and is a predicted model, not a curated record. The transcript has 9 exons. Gene Ontology annotation, molecular function: ubiquitin binding.
GCGCAGGCCUGACUCGUCCUGUGUCCCUCAGGGCCGCAACCGCAUCCCUGUGCCCUCAGGCCCACUAUUCUGGACUCUUGCGGGUACCCCUACCUGUUUUAGGGACCUCCUGCUUCAGGGGUCGGCCUUCAUCGCGGUCCCACUUCCAGAUGCCCCUAUCCCUUUGUGGCCCUCAGUGCCCUUGGCGCCUCUAAGACUUGACUUGGGGGUCGGGAGAGAAUGAUGUCCUCUGGUGCCUGCGGAAUGGGGCAAAGAUCUCAGGAGCAGUACGCCAUGGGGCUUGGAGAAAUAGUGAAGACCUCCUUGCUAGACUCCUGCAGCAUCCCUAAGUGCCCCCAGGACACCUCCCACACUGGAUCCCACAUGGCCUUCUGCUCUCCCUCCACCUCUGAACACCCAUCCCUCAAGGGAGCGGCAUGAAGAGAGAGCAUGGAGCUGGAGAAGAUUGUCAGUGCAGCCCUCCUUGCCUUUGUCCAGACGCAUCUCCCGGAGGCUGACUUCAGUGGCUUGGAUGAUGUCAUCUUCUCCUAUGUUCUUGGGGUCCUGGAAGACCUGGGCCCCUCAGGCCCAUCAGAGGAGAACUUUGACAUGGAGGCCUUCACUGAGAUGAUGGAGGCCUACGUGCCUGGCUUCGCCCACAUCCCCAGGGGCACAAUAGGGGACAUGAUGCAGAAGCUCUCAGGGCAGCUGAGUGAUGCCAGGAACAAAGAGAACCUGCAACCACAGAGCUCUGAGGUCCAAGGUCAAGUACCUGUCGCCCCGGAUUCUCUGCAGAGGCCUGAAAAGCUCAAAGAAGAGGCCAGGUCUUCUCCCACUGCUACUGAGGACACCCAAGACAAGGCAGCAGGUGCUGAGGAGGAGCUGCUGCCAGGGGUGGAUGUACUCCUGGAGGUAUUCCCCACCUGUUCAGUUGGGCAGGCGCAAUGGGCGCUGGCCAAAGCUCGGGGGGACUUGGAAGAGGCUGUGCAGAUGCUGGUAGAGGGGAAGGACAGCCCCCAUCAGGACCUGCCCAGGCGCCUCAGAGGCCCCCAGAAGGAUGAGCUGAAGUCCUUCAUCCUGCAGAAGUACAUGAUGGUGGAUAGCGCAGAGGACCAGAAGACUCACCGGCCCAUGGCUCCCAAAGAGGCCCCCAAGAAGCUGAUCCGCUACAUUGACAACCAGGUAGUGAGUACCAAAGGGGAGCGAUUCAAAGAUGUGCGGAACCCUGAGGCCGAGGAGAUGAAGGCCACAUACAUCAACCUCAAGCCGGCCAGAAAGUACCGCUUCCAUUGAGGCACAUGCCAGAUUCUGCCCGAGCCUUCUAGGCUCAGAUCCCAGAGGGAUGCAGGAGCCCUAUAUUUGCCACGCCCCCGCCCACCAGGGGCCUCCUUAACUCCAGACCCCCUUCUCUACUUCCUUGUUCCAGUGUUAACUUCCUCUUGGAGUUGUGCAUGGGCACAGUAAAGGUGGCCUGAGGAAA